Molecule: messenger RNA, 4821 nt
Organism: Grus americana (Whooping crane)
Lineage: Eukaryota; Metazoa; Chordata; Aves; Gruiformes; Gruidae
Product: microsomal triglyceride transfer protein-like
Exons: 19
Coding region: 336-2993 (885 amino acids)
Biological process (GO): lipoprotein metabolic process; lipid transport
Cellular component (GO): basolateral plasma membrane; Golgi apparatus; endoplasmic reticulum
Molecular function (GO): lipid binding
Source: RefSeq, a predicted model, not a curated record
UUUUUUUCCCCCUUCCCUCCUCCUGGGUUUUUUUUUCUUUUAAAAGCAACAAUUUCUUCCCCUUUCCCUUCUGGUGGGAAGAGAUGGUUCCCCAAGGGGCGGAGCAGCUUUCUGAGCAUCCCCCUCCCAUAUCAAAGCAAGUUGCCCGUUUCUCCCCGCCCUGCAAUGCUUCUGGCAGCCUUUUUUCUUUUUUUUCCUUUUUCUUUUUUUUCCCUUUUUUUCUGGCAGUUUUCCUCCCCUUCUGCCGGCCUUUGGCAAAUCUCAGCUGAUUUCCAAACCCUCCCCGGCUGCCGGGGGUUGGUGCAAAGGCUCCCACCCAGCUCCCAGAGCCCACCAUGAAUCCACAGGCGUUUUCAGGCUACGUUUGCCUGCUUUGCUUUUCCUUCCUGAGCACGGCAAAAGGGGACUUGCAGCUGCUUUCUUUCCAGCCCGGGACCCUGUAUCGGUACCGCUAUUCCCUGGACGUCCAGCUGGACCACACAUCCACGCCAUCCCCGCCAGGAACCUGGCUGCGGGCUGAGGCAUUGGUCAAGCUGCACCAGCUCUGGAGGGACCAAGGUGGGGAAGAGCUGCUCCAGGUGCAGAUCCACGACCUGAAAGCCCAACAGGAGUCAGAAGAGGAAAGGAGCCAGGAUGGCACUGGAAGUCCCCCUGCAGAGAUUGCACUGAGCCAGGAGGCACAGGCAGAGCUCCAGCAGCCGGUGUUCAUCUCCUGGAGCAGCGGGAAGGUCAAAGCCUUCUACGGGGAUGAAGGAGAAAGCAUCCUGAUCUCGAACCUGAAGCGAGGUGUCAUCAGUCUGCUCCAGCUCCAGCCCCACGCCGGCACUGCAGUGGAGGAGGACGCCUCCGGGAGCUGCCAAGUCACGUACGCCGUGUCCAACCACUCCACCACGAAGACAAAAGAUCUCCUCAGCUGCACAAAGCCGAAGUCCGGAUUCGCCUCCGUAAACAAAAUUUUUGGAGUCGAGUGGCAGCCCACCAGCAAAAGCCAGUACAUGGUGAAAGACAACCUCCUCCACUCCGUGCUGGCCGAGGAAAGCCACAUGGUGUCUCCAGCCCUGAGGUCCUCCAUCGGCAUCAAAAUCAGUUCAAGGCAGCAGCUCCAGCUACUGUCUCCUCCGAUGCCCGGCCCCGCAGAGGUAGCCGGACGAAGCCUCGAGGAUGCGCUGGCUGGCACGGAGGGACGGCACCAGCCCCUGGGUAUGGCCAGCCUGCCCUUCAGGAGGGUCUGCACCCGUUGCCCAUCGCUGAGAGCCUACCUGAAGGCUUUUGACAGCCAGAGACUCAAAAUGGACACCUCGAAGGCGGCGACCACGUGGCAGUUCCAGAGGUUCACCCAGAUGCUGCGCAGCACCAAGAAGAGAGACGUUCUGCAGCUGCUGAGAAGAACACCCGAGGAGAUGCUCCCCUUCGUCGUGGAGGCGGCGGUGGCCGCACAGUCGGUGGCAUCCUUGGCAGCUCUCUCGGACUUUCUGGAUUUCGGCAAGGAGCCCAAGUCCCUGCUGGAGAAGUUUCUCUAUGCAGCAGCCUUCUCUCCCCGGCCUUCGGGAGAGCUUCUCCGCCUGGUGUUAGACAAGCUGGAUGGGAAGCAGCUGGCCCCCGAGGUCUGGGAGACCGGGAUAGUGGCCGUGGGCUCCCUGGUCGGCAAGCUGUGCCAGCAGAAGCUGUGUGAGCUGCAGGAGGUGGAGCGCGGGGUGGAAACCAUCCUUGGGGGGCUCAGAGGUGCCAAGGAGGAGUCCGAGGUGGUCAUUUACCUGCUGGCCCUGGGGAAUGCGGUGCUCCCCGAAACCAUCCCCAUCCUCCUGGACCACGCCGAGGAGGGUCCCGCCGCCGCCGCGGCCGUCUCUGCCCUGCGGCGAUUUCCCACUCGGCACAUCUCCGGCAAGGUGAAACGAGCAAUGAGGAGGAUUUUCCAUGAGAAGAGGAAAAGCUACGAAAAAACAUGUCGCCUGGCUGCUGCAGAAAUCCUCCUAGAUAACGAACCCUCGCCCAUGGAUGUCAUCAACAUCCUGCUGGCCGCCAACGAGAUGGAGACGGAGACAGCAACGUUUCUUCUGCUGAAGGUCCGGGACAGCCUGCGUGCUGACCACCACCACCCGGCGAGGAAGAUAAUGAGAGACAUCAUGAAAGACCCACGCAUAAAUAAUUACAACUUCUUCUCGAAAGCUGGCAUCUCCUCUUCUUUCUCAGGACCUCUGACAGUCACCCAGGACCUGCUUUCCACCUUUGGGCUGGACCUGCUGUUUUUGGAGGGUGGAUUCCUGAGGAAGAGCGUCUCUGACUUCUCGCUGCUCAGCCACGGCCGGCGACUUCACGCAGCUCAGGUCACUAUUGAAGCACAAGGGAUGGAGUCAAUGCUGGGAGAAAACGUCUUGGAAGGAGAAGAGGAACCAGAGCUCGUGGCCGGGAUGUCUGCCAUCUUCUUCGAUGUUCAGUUGCGGCCGAUCGUCUUCUUCCAGGGAUAUACAGACUUGAUGGCCAAGGUGCUGUUAAGCAGCGGAGAACCCACAAGCGUGGUCAAAGGGAACCUCCUGCUGAUGGACCAUCACCAGGUCAUUCCUCUGCAGUCUGGCCUCCAAGUGGCCAUCAAACUCCAGGGCGGGCUGGGGCUUGACAUUUCAGCCGACAUGGACGUGAGCAUUUGGGAGCAGGAAUUGAAAACCAGCAUCAACGCGAGGGGAAGCCUUGCCAUUGAUUUCCAGGCAGAACUAGACGCCCCUUUCCUCCAAGCCACCUUGAGAAGUCAGACGGAGGCAGAGACCUCAAUCCACUUUGACACCACGCUGAGGUUUUCCAGCAGCCCGGUGCUCAUGUGCCUGCAGCUGAGAGAGGAGCAGGUCCCAUACAGAGAAAUCUUCACAGUUUCCAAGUCUGCUGGGAACCAGAGCAGCACCGCUCGAAAAGGCAGGAAGGGCACCGUGCCCGGGCGGGAGUUUGCCUUGCACCGGGCCAACUCCAAGGUCUGCAACCUCCUGAUGACGGCAGAAGAGUAGGGGAGUCGGAGCACUUUGGGACUGGAUAAGUGCCCCCUCUCCUGCCACACACCUCAGUUCUCUCUGAACUCCCAAGGACUCUGUCCAACUCCUCCACAAUCAUCUUUUAAUAAGAAAAACGUUGCAAGAAGGGCACCAGAAGAGACCACGAGAGGAACUGCUGCAGGACAGCCAGAGGCACCCCUUGCUCGGGGCUGGAGGAGCCAAACCUGCCCUCCCCACCCCAAACACUGAGAUUUCCCCCGCCUGAACUCUUCCCUUUCAUGGGGAAGGGCUUGCUGGAAGCCAAACUGGUCCUUGUGAAAAACAGCCUUCUUUUGCUAAUGAAUUAGUUUCUCAGAGCCCAACAGAGGGCUGAGCCUGUACCCAAAAAUGCCAUGUUUUCUCCAAAUUUAUCAAAGCAGCCAGCAGGGAGGAGGUUCCAAACGAAGGGAGUGAAUGACCCCUCCUUUAAUGCACAGUUUUGCCAUUGACAAAUUGCCCAGGAACGGGGAAAAAAUUAUUUCAGGAGGAGGUGUGGGGUUUUUUAAUUAUUUUUUUAACGCAACCACAGAGACAUUCACCGCAGAAUAAUCCUCAGAUUAGAGAAAGGCAGAGAAGCGAGACAAAAUGCUUCGUAACCUGUUGCCAAUUACUGUACCUUCUUCCCAGAUUAAUGGAAGGUGUUUGCAUUUAUUUGCAAUACAAAGGCAACUCAGCUCCCUGAGCACAAGCAUUUUAGUGCUUGCAAAGAGUGGAGUAAAAAGGUGUUUUGAGAUUAUCGGGACUCCCAGCAUGGGACAAAGACACUGGAGGUAGAGAAAUUACCACUCUAACAGGGGCAGCACGCAGAGCUGGAUCUGAAGUCAGCAAUGCUCAGCUGGGGAACCAAAUGAUUUCAAGCCAUGGGCACAAGCUGCCAAGGUGUUUGGAAAGUUCUGCGCCCUUUGGGUAUUAUUUUUUUAAUGAGUUAUUGGCAGUUCGGUCCAUCCUAUAGGGCAAAGAGAGAUGCUGGUUGCCAUGGAGGGCAAGAGAUGAUGUUUGCCCGACGUGGCCCUUUCGGGAUUUGAGAAUCUGUCGCAGAGAGCUUGGGCAAACAUUACAAAGCUGUUGCUUCAGGUAAUCAUCCUUUGGGGUGGGCGUUAUUCAACCCAGACUGGAGAAGUUAAAUAGAGGGGUCACACCUCCACCCCAUCCUCUUCCUCCUCUUUAUAGGAGCCAGCAGAUACUAGAUGUGCCUUUUGCAGAUGCAGAACCCAUCUACUGAGAGGUGGCUUCUGCCUAGAGCCUCUCGUCUUCUUUUUUGAUCCAAAGUUUACAUAUUAAUGGAGAAGCCUCUGGCCCCUUUUAUCGCCUGAACAGCAGUUCCCCUUCUCUUCUAAUCGAGGCAGCAGAUGGAGAUAAGAUUGCCUCAACCCUACACACAGGAAGGCAGCGUUCCAGCAACAAAGAAAUACAGCAGCUUCCCUUUUCUGCUGAUAUUUGGGCUCUUUUGGUGACCAUUUGUGAAAAUUACAGCUAGCUUCAAGCAAAUAUUGUUCUUCUGUUUUGCAUUCUCCUCUCAAGUUGGAUUGUUAUCAGCCGCGACCACCGAACACCUCUCUGGCACUGGAGGGCGGCUCGCAAGGAAAAAGCAGUAUUUCUUCAUUUCUUCCUGAUAAGAAUGUGCCUUUGAAAUUUUUUUUUUUUUAUUAUAAAACAUGCUUUUUAGAAAAAAGAGGGAUAUUGACUUUUUUUUUUUUUUAAAUUAUGAGCCUGACAACGUAGCACCAAGUCUCCUGGUUUGGGAGAAGAAAACUUGUCUGGUUUUCCAUCUGGAGACACUAACGACGAACGUUUUGGUUAUGUA